Telopea speciosissima is the source of this 1931-nucleotide messenger RNA. RefSeq names its product pentatricopeptide repeat-containing protein At5g66520-like. The coding region runs from base 37 to 1917 and encodes 626 amino acids. NCBI's taxonomy places the organism in Eukaryota, Viridiplantae, Streptophyta, Magnoliopsida, Proteales, Proteaceae. The transcript has a single exon. The record is from RefSeq and is a predicted model, not a curated record. Gene Ontology annotation, biological process: RNA modification. Gene Ontology annotation, molecular function: RNA binding; zinc ion binding; protein binding.
GAUGGACCCGGCCAUGCACAUGAGAAGCUAAUAGUUAUGGCGACUUCUCUUGUGCUUCUUCAGACUUCCGGCCUCCCCUCUGUCAGCUCUACCAAGACUCACCUUCCAACAUUCCAUGCCCUUAAAUCCUGCUCAGCAAUGGCUGAGCUUAAGCAAUUUCACUCACAAAUAAUUCGACUUGGCCUUUCCGCCGAUAACGAUGCCAUGGGCAGAAUAAUUAAGUUCUGUGCUGUCUCUGAAUCUGGGGACCUUAAUUACGCUCAAAAAAUGUUCGAUGGAAUUCCCCAACCAGAUGCCUUCAUUUAUAACACUGUCAUUAGAGGUUACUUGCAAGCCCAACUUACCAGAAACUGCAUUCACUUGUAUUCUCAGAUGUUGCAAGCAUCUGUAUCUCCUAACCAGUUCACCUUCCCCCUUGUUGUUAGAGCUUGUUGCGUCCACAAUGCAGUUGAAGAAGGAAAACAAGUUCAUGCCCAUGUAUUGAAAUUCGGGUUCUUGGAGGAUGGCUUCUCCCAGAACAACUUGAUACAUAUGUAUGUGAAUUUUGACCGCUUGAACGAAGCAUGCAGAGUAUUUGAUAAGAUGCCUCAACGAGAUAUCGUCUCAUGGACUACCUUGAUUUCUGGUUUUUCUCAAAUGGGAUUUGUUGAUGAUGCUUAUAAAAUUUUUGAGCAGAUGCCUGAGAAGCACUCUGUGUCUUGGAAUGCCAUGAUUUCUGCAUAUGUCCAAAGCAACCGUUUCAAUGAGGCGUUUGCUCUGUUUGAGAGGAUGCAGGCAGACAAAGUGGGAUUGGAUAAGUUUGUGGCUGCAAGUAUGUUGUCGGCUUGUACAGGGUUUGGCGCUCUAGAGCAAGGAGAAUGGAUACAUCAGUAUAUUAAGAGUCAUGGGAUCGAAUUGGAUCCAAAACUUGCAACAGCAGUCAUUGACAUGUACUGUAAAUGUGGUUGCUUGGAAAAGGCUUUUGAAGUUUUUAAUGGGUUUUCUAACAAAAGCAUUUCUUCAUGGAACUGUAUGAUAGGAGGCCUAGCAAUGCAUGGGCAAGGAAAUGCUGCUAUCAAGCUCUUUAAGGAGAUGGAGAGGAAGUCUAUAGCUCCAGAUAACAUUACUUUUGUGAAUAUUCUUAGUGCUUGUGCCCAUGCAGGGUUGGUCGAAGAAGGGCGUCACUACUUCCAUUACAUGACUAAAGUUUAUGGACUUGAGCCCAAGAUGGAGCAUUUCGGGUGCAUUGUAGAUUUGCUUGGGAGAGCUGGCUUGUUACAGGAGGCAAGAAAGCUUAUAGAUGAGAUGCCUAUUAGUCCUGAUGCAGGUGUCUUGGGUGCCCUACUUGGAGCUUGUAAGAUCCAUGGAGAAAUUGAUUUGGGGGAAGAGAUAGGUAAACAGGUUAUUGAGCUAGAGCCUCAUAAUAGUGGGCGCUAUGUGUUAUUGGCUAAUCUGUAUGCAAAUGUAGGUAGAUGGGAAGAUGUUGCAAACAUCAGGAAGUUGAUGAAUGAUAGGGGAGUGAAAAAGGUUCCUGGCUUUUCUAUGAUUGAACUAGAAGGUGCUGUCAAUGAAUUCAUUGCUGGUGCAAGGACUCAUCCUCAAUCUAAAGAGAUCUAUGCCAAAGUAGAUGAAAUGCUGGAAAGCAUAAGAUCUGCAGGUUAUAUGCCAGACACUGAAGGAGUAUUGCAUGAUAUUGAUGAGGAAGAGAAGGAGAACCCACUUUACUGCCACAGUGAGAAGCUUGCUAUUGCCUAUGGUUUGUUGAAGACCAAACCUGGAGCAACAAUUAGGAUCUCAAAGAACUUAAGAGUGUGCAAAGAUUGUCACCAUGCAAGUAAGCUCAUUUCAAAGAUUUUUAAUCGUGAAAUAGUUGUUAGGGAUAGAAAUCGGUUCCACCAUUUCAGGAAUGGGGAAUGUUCUUGCAAUGAUUUCUGGUGAUAGAAAAUGGGUAA